Messenger RNA from Gopherus evgoodei (Goodes thornscrub tortoise), 647 nucleotides. It is a transcript of the gene SELENOF, whose product is annotated as selenoprotein F. The record is from RefSeq and is a predicted model, not a curated record. Gene Ontology annotation, molecular function: oxidoreductase activity. The transcript is spliced from 5 exons. NCBI's taxonomy places the organism in Eukaryota, Metazoa, Chordata, Testudines, Testudinidae. Gene Ontology annotation, cellular component: endoplasmic reticulum lumen.
UACGAGGGUGGGGACUUGAGAGCAGCCUUCGGCGGCGGCGCCGCCAGAGCCUCAGCGCACUAAAAUGGCGGCGGUUACAGGAUUAACGGCUUCGGGGCGCUGGCCACUUUGGUUCCUGGCGGUGCUGCAGGCGAUAUCUGUGUAUGGGGCGCAGUUAUCAUCAGAAGCAUGCAGAGAACUAGGCUUUUCCAGUAACUUGCUAUGUAGUUCUUGCAACCUUCUUGGACAAUUUAGUUUGAAUCAACUAGAUCCAUUCUGCAGAGAGUGUUGCCAAGAAGAAGCUCAGUUUGAAACUAGAAAGCUCUAUGCAGGUGCUAUCCUUGAAGUGUGUGGAUGAAAAUUGGGAAGGUUCCCUCAAGUUCAGGCUUUUGUCAGGAGUGACAAACCUAAACUAUUCAGGGGACUGCAAAUCAAGUAUGUGCGUGGUUCUGAUCCUAUACUAAAGCUGCUGGAUGACAGUGGGAACAUUGCUGAAGAACUGAGCAUCCUCAAAUGGAAUACAGAUAGCGUAGAAGAAUUCCUAAGUGAAAAACUAGAACGUAUAUAAAUCUUGCUGCUUUCUGUCCUUUCCUCACAUUUGAUCCUGGUUAGCACAGUUUCUCAGAAGCUACACCCAGCAAAUCAUUCCAGCUUCUACAUUAUUUUUU